Molecule: messenger RNA, 486 nt
Organism: Suillus discolor
Lineage: Eukaryota; Fungi; Basidiomycota; Agaricomycetes; Boletales; Suillaceae
Exons: 2
Coding region: 1-486 (161 amino acids)
Source: RefSeq, a predicted model, not a curated record
AUGUUCUCUUCCUCACGCUCCAGGCCGUACAGACCACUGAAUCAGACACCACAGGAAUUCAUUGACUCUGAAAGUGAUCAUGAUGACGACCACAAAGCAAAGACUUCGCGGACUGUGCUCCAUUGGCCUCUUGUCAUCGUAAUCUUCUGCACGUUCCUCAACCUGUUACUGGUAUCUACCCCUGCCUUUCUCCAAGACUCUUCAGUAUAUUUAGACAAACUUAUUACUCGAAAGAAUGACCACAUUCUCCGUCGUCCUUCUCAAUAUAUGCGGUUCGACGAGAUCGCACGGACGUCGCCUCCUAUUCCGAGAGAGUUCAUAAGUCUCCCCAUGUCUGUCAGCUUGGUGGAUCAUUCUGCGUCAAGUCAUGUUUUCAAUGGCUAUCUUGCGAUGCGCACGAUACGUGCUGGCACAAUCUCGCCCAGUGAUGACCGCAAAGUCCACGUUACACAAAUUGACAAUCUGGCGAUCGACUGGGGCAUGUAA